Molecule: messenger RNA, 1617 nt
Organism: Penicillium atrosanguineum
Lineage: Eukaryota; Fungi; Ascomycota; Eurotiomycetes; Eurotiales; Aspergillaceae
Exons: 1
Coding region: 1-1617 (538 amino acids)
Source: RefSeq, a predicted model, not a curated record
AUGACCCGGCCCUAUGACCCUCUUAUCCACAUUCCACCCUUUGUGAAACCUGUCGCUCCUUACGUCAAACCCCGUCAGGAAGCCCUCCGCAUCCGCCAGGCAUUGACGUUGUACCUGCGCUCGCUCAUCGUCUUCGACGAUGCAAAUCUCCCGAACCACACCCAGUCUCACCUUGCCCUCUGUGCGCCCACCGAUGCCAUUGCGGACGUCAAACCCAUCCCUGCCGAUCUCACGGGGCUCCGCAAAGAAUACCUGCAGGCGCUUCAGGCCAAUGUCGCAGCGCGAAAGGGGCUCCGGGCUGUGUCUGAGGACGUUGCCUCUCUGAGGCGUCAGCGGACGCCCGCUACCCGCCCUGCUGAAUUCGCCGAGCCGCAGGAAACCGGCGCGGACCUGCGAGAUUAUCUCCUACUUCUGCGCGAUCGACGGCGGCAUGCCAAAUUACAAGUGUUUCAGGAUUAUCUGGAACAGCUGGAAGGGAAAAAAGAGAUCGAACUGAAAGGAAUCGGGGCUGGAGAGGAUCAGAGCCCGCAACUGUUGCCUAAGGGCUUGGAGGCAGAUGUGUCUGGUCGGAGUGACACCGAUACAGACUUAGAGGCACUGGUGCACAAGCUUGAAAGAGCAGUGCUGCGCUCCCGGAAACAAUUGGACCGAGAGAAGCAGUUAUUCGAGAAAAUCAAAGCCCAGCAUGGUUCAAGGGGCAGUGCGGCCUCAAGCGAGAUCUCUGCAGCUAUGAAAGCUCGUGCGUUACAACGCACACGGGACGAACUGGUUCAAUGGGUUGAAGAACGGCUGAUCAUCGAGGGAGAUCCGGACGAAAGUAUAGUGCAAGACCUUCCCCCGGAAGAAAUCGAAGAGGCUCAGCGUGUACUGGAGCAUCAAAAGAUGCAAAUCGCCGAGCAAUACACUGCCUAUCUCCAUGCUCGACGAGAUCUUCUUGAGGCCGCCUCCAGAGCCUGUCAACCUGUGACAGUGACCUCAAAGCCUCCAACUCGACCAGUCAGAACCGAAUUUGCUUCUGAAGAAGUACAACCGCCCAAUGGGUUGGACGUGGUAUCGUACGCAGCCGAUAACCUUGUACCGCUUUCCAAGAGCCAGAAGGCCCUGGCUCUUCAGAAGUCUUAUCUGUCUGGACUGCUUUCCAAGGAGAAAUCUACAACUCUUCGGACCCUGAACCGUUUGAGCCAUGAAAGCCAUCUCCUUCCCGAGUACCCGAUUCUCGCACGACAGCCGCGCUUCAAGCACGCUGUCGCCGCCCUCAAUUCCCGCACUUCCUCACAGUCUGAUCAAACCCCACCAGAUGAAGUAGUGAGCCUUGCGGAAGCAUGGGCAUUUGCCUCAAAUGCGGCGGGAGGACACGAGCGAGACUACGUACAGCAAAAGAUCAUAUUGGGCAAUGAGGUGGCACAAGACGCACGAAGAACACUAGAAGAUGUAUACGGCACCCUAAACCAAGACCUGAACGAGGUCAUUGGCGAAGCGGAGCCCGAGCUAGCGUCAGAUAUCUGGGCCUCCGAAGCUCGCUCCACGAGAGGGGUUACGAACGCCACUGCGGCCCGGCUAGAAAGGCGCCCGAGAGGUCCUUGGUCUGGAUUGAAUGGGCGGGUUGGAGUGGAAUAA